AUGACUCCUCCCCUUGGCAAAGAAAAAGAUGAUUCAUCUAUUCAUUCAAGAUCCUCGUUCUCUUCCUCUUCUGACGAUGUUGACUCUACAGUCAACUUCACUCCACAACCCUUUGAUCAAGAAAUAUCAAAACACAAAUCCAUUCCAGAAAACCCCUUGGCUCGUGAAAAAUCAAACAUUUCCAUAAACACUGCAAAUAGUGACCUCAGAGUAAGUGAUUCUCUUGCAACAAGAUUGAAACACAGUUUAUCCAGAACUUCUUCGGCUCAUCCUUCUAUUGCUGCGUAUAAUGGUGAAGAAACUAUUGGUGCUUCUGGCGAAAUAUUGGAAGAUUAUCUUGAAAUUGAUCGUCAAAAGACAAGACAAACCAUCAUUUCUGUACUUUCAAAAAGAGCAGAUCAAGAAGUGGAAAGAUUCGAACAAAGCGAAUUGAUAUCUUCCACAUCAAAACUGACAAAUAAUAAAUACUCCGUCAACGAUCUCGAGCUGGGUAGUCAACCAGAUGACGAUGUUGAUAAAAAAUCCAACGGUAUCGGAAAAAUUAACAAUGCUGAAAAUCUGGAAAACCAACAAUUACCAACCGCCGUUGAUGGUUCUGAAUUUGCUUCCUUGGAUCCUGAAUUAGUCACUUGGAAUACCGAAUCAGAUCCUGAAUUCCCUCGUAAUUGGGAUCGAAGAAAAAAACUUGCCACAUUGGCGAUAGUUGGUCUUUAUACUUUCUCUGGUCAGUACGCUGCCAGUGGGAUCACUUUGGGGAUGGGAUUUAUCGAUGCAGAAUUUGGUAUCAAAAAUUCUUAUUUCUCUAGUAUCAUCGUUUCUAUUUUCUUGUUAUCGCAAGGUGUGUUUGCGAUGAUAACCUCUCCGCUAUCAGAAAUCUACGGCCGUAGAGUGGUUUUAACCACCUCGAUUUUUUGUCUCGCCGUCUUCAAUAUCGGCUGCGCAGUUACUAAUGACCCAUACUCGUUAUUUGUUUGCAGAUUCUUUCUUGGUAUAUGUGCUUCGGGCCCUAUGGCAAUUGGGUCAUCGGUCAUUAGUGAUAUCUACGAUCUGAAUGACCGUGGGAAGUAUAUUAUCUUGUUCAGUUCUUGUGUGAACAUGGCCCCAAUCAUGGGUGGGCUCAGUAGUGGUUUGAUUGUGGAAUAUAUCAAUUGGCGUUGGAUUUUUUGGGUGCUUACCAUCGUUGACGUUGUUGCCGUCGUCAUUGGAUUACUUUUUUUCCCAGAAACAUAUUCUCCAGUGUUGUUGAAUUGGAAAUGUAAAAAACUCAGAAAGCAAACAGGAAACCCUAAUUUGAAAACUAUUUACCACAUUGCCGAUGCCAAUGAAACUGCAAUGCUGAAAAUCAUUGUCAAUGUUAAGCGUCCACUUAUGUUGCUUAUUCAUCAUCCAAUGAUUUAUGGUCUUGGGAUUUUCAUGGCUUUCCUUUUUGGAUACUUUUAUCUUAUUCUUAUCUCUUUUCCUAGUGCCUGGAGAGGUCAUUAUGGAUAUUCUUACCAGACUACCGCCCUCAUGUACUUAUCGGUUGGUGCCGGUUACUUGGUGUUCAAUCCAAUCUGGGUGGUGGUUAAUGACCGUGAAUACCGCCAGUUAACCCUCGCAAAUAACGGCAAGGCCAAACCAGAAUUUCGAAUCAAAUCUUUAUAUUUAUGCGGAAUUUUCUGUCCUAUUGGUUUACUUAUCUACGGUUGGUGUAUUCAGUACCGUACCUUUUGGCUCUGUCCGUGCAUUGGGGUGUUCUUAUAUACCGGUUUCUAUACAGGCAUGUUCUCUUUCUUGAUAAACUAUGUUGUUGAUAUGAACCCAAGAUACUCUGCUUCUAGUAAUGCUGCGUUGUCAUUAUUCAGAUCAAUUUUCGGUUUUGUUUUCCCAAUUUUUGCCCCAAAGAUGUAUAAUGAUAUUGGAUACGGCUGGGGUAAUACAAUCUUCUUUUUCACCGGGGUCAUCCUUGGUAUUCCAUUUCCAUUCUAUGUUUACAAAUAUGGGGAGAAGUUGAGAAUCAAGGCUAAUUUGAAGUUUGAUAAGAAACAGGCAAUAAGAGAUGCUAAGCUCUUAGAGAAGGCCAAGAAGCGGAUGGAGAAAGCAUAA
Saccharomycopsis crataegensis is the source of this 2085-nucleotide messenger RNA. Its product is annotated as MFS transporter. Gene Ontology annotation, molecular function: transmembrane transporter activity. Bases 1 to 2085 code for a protein of 694 amino acids. Lineage: Eukaryota; Fungi; Ascomycota; Saccharomycetes; Ascoideales; Saccharomycopsidaceae. The record is from RefSeq and is a predicted model, not a curated record. Gene Ontology annotation, cellular component: membrane. The transcript has a single exon. Gene Ontology annotation, biological process: transmembrane transport.